Molecule: messenger RNA, 3083 nt
Organism: Oreochromis niloticus (Nile tilapia)
Lineage: Eukaryota; Metazoa; Chordata; Actinopteri; Cichliformes; Cichlidae
Product: claudin-23-like
Exons: 1
Coding region: 101-931 (276 amino acids)
Cellular component (GO): bicellular tight junction; membrane
Molecular function (GO): structural molecule activity
Source: RefSeq, a predicted model, not a curated record
UCAAAGCUGAUCGCCUCAGUAGAAAUUAGUCACAACAACUGGUUUGGGAGUAAGAAGAGGCACAUCAUCAUUAUCAGCAGCAACAACAACAACCGUGAUCAUGCCGAGGCAGUCAGCGCAGGAGUGGAUUCGGCUGUCUAUGCGUACUCCGGGCAUCCUGAUCUUCGGGAUGGUCAUGGCUCCCUGCGGCUGGGUGUUGGACUUGGUCGCGACCGUGGCCCCAAACUGGAGGACCCUGAGCAAUAUUAACACUUUUCCCAGCGAUCAGUUCAUUCAGCAAGGAAUCUGGGAUAUUUGUAUUGCAUCUACAAUAAGCUCCACUUCUCAGUGCGGCCAAACGGACACCCAGUACUUCAGUAACAAGAUCAUACAGCCUGCACAGGGUUUGAUGGUGGCCUCUCUCAUCGUGACUCUAGUCGGGUUGGCUGUUGCCAUCCCGGGGGUCCGCUGCUGGAAAGACAGGCCUAACUGGGUCGUUGCCGGUCUGGGUGGACUGCUGAUCUUUUGCUCAGGCGUCUUGACCAUCAUACCGAUUGCUUGGUACACCCACAUCCCCCCAAACAUCACAACGCCCGGAAUCAAUACAGCAGCAGUAACCCAGCAAGUCGGCUACUGCAUCAUUCUGGGCUACAUCGGCGGGAUAUUUGAAGUCUUGGGCGGUUUCGUUAUGUUCAUCGGGAUCUGCCGCUGCUGCGGAGGAAAGAACCGAGGAGAGGUCCGGGUUGAAGAGGUCACGCGUCGCAGAGAACCAAAGACACCCAGGCGCGUUGAAGUGCCGAAUCUCAGUCGGGCCAGGACCGCUGCCAGCAACAGUAGCGUCCCGUACUCCAGUUACUCAGGUGAUGACGAUGUGUCCUUCCCACGGGCCAAGAGCCCCCCUGCCCGCUCAGUGAACACCGUCAACAGCAGACCCUUUGAUGCCGACCUGUGAGAAGCUGAGGGUACCCAACACAACUGACCAUCAACACAGGAAAAGAAAACUUUAAAAACGGGACUAAGAUGAAAAAUCUUUUAGCAAAUUACUGCAAUAACACAAAUAAGUCAGAACACACUCCUUCUAGAGAUAUUUUGGGGCCAUAAAGGAAUUUUCCAGUGGUAAGAGAUCAAAUAACCUACUUUAGAUUUUACCAGAUAAUUGUUAAAACUCUCCAGUAAGUGAAACAGGUUCAUUUGCAAUAAGUGUUGCAGUGUUUCAUCAUUAAUAGUUGAGGGAAAUAGAACAGAAAAGUUUUUUAAUGUAUGUGUGGCAGGGUCAUGGCUGCUUUUUAAUGUGACUGUGGAUGGACCAGACCCACUGAUUGUAGUUAAUUAAAUUAUCAUUGUAAUAGAUUAUAGUCAAGUAGUACUGUCCAGUGUAUAAUGAAUAAUAUGAAAGUGGAAGGAGACCUGCCUGCAAUGGAGGACUCUAGAGUAUUAAAAAAGUAAAUUACAUUAAAACUGAUUCAUGGAGAAAAAAUAUUAUUCUAAUUAGCUCAAAGUUAAUCUGUGUAAACUCUGAUCUUAAAACAUGACUCUGAAGCUGUAAAUAUCCCUCAUCCUGAAGGAAGCUUGAACAUCUAGCUGUGUGUAGCUGUGUGGCUACAUUAAAUACCCUCUUUUAUGUAAAUGCUGUAUAGUUAUGCACUUUACAGUUCCUUCAUCUUGAACCCUGAAAUGAUUACGUGUACUCACUGAUCUGUGAUACAAAUGCUGUUAAUUAAAUUUGCUCUGUUUACAAACAACACAAAGACUUAGUCCAUUUUUAAAACUUUUCUAAUGUAAUGUAGCUAAAGUAAAGCAACAACUUUAACAAAGAAAAAUCCAUAACAGAAGGAAUAUCGAUGGUGGCCUGUGUUGCUGACUGAUAUAGAAGCACAGAAAAGGUUAUUUAUAGCAGGACUAUAGAAGAGUCAUAACUCUAUGUUCUCUGAUCUACAUACAUGUUAUGUGAUCCACUGCUGUGCCAUGCCUAGUCAAACGCAUAGAACGUGAAACAUUUUACAGUGAUGUAUAUUUUUCUUUCACCCAGUUUGCUGUCUUAACCUCAUAAGUAUACAGACAAUGCAGUCUGACCGGUCUGAGAGGUUGGUUUCUUUGUUCACCUUGUCCGACUACAUUAGCUCUUUUGUAUCAGCUGCCCUAGCAUUUGAAAUGAGGUGAAAAUGUCAUGAACGUUUGUCCCUCUAUAGUCUCCACUAAGUCUUUUGUUGUACAUAAAUCGGGCUCUACAAAAUGACAGUGUGGUUCUCCCUGCAAGACCUGUUGCAUGUCACAGCAGUGGAACAGACUUAGAUGAUGAAUAAGAAUGUUUUUAUUACAGUUCUUUGUGUGCUGACACUGCCCUAAAAAACAGAUCAACUCCCAGUGAUUAAACCGAAGAAUAAAGACUUUGAAGGAAGUACACUGUCCCCAAAAAUAUUUUAAGUAUCUUGAAAGUCCGGGUUCAAAUGAAUAUCUGACUGGGGUCCUAUUGUGUGGAGUGCUCCCUGUGCCUGCAUGGGUUUUCUUCAGGUAUGCCGGCACAUUGACGUCCUCCCACAGUUAAAAGACGCCACCUAUUAGGUUAAUUAGUGAUUCUAAAUUGUUUAUAGACGUGAAUAGUUGGCUGUCUCUCUGUGAUGGCUGCCAGCUGGUAGGAUGUACACGAACAUUUGGGACACAGGUUCCUGCAACUCUAAAAUGGAUUAGCAGUUAAGAAAAAUGGAUGGAUGCAUGGAUGAAAAUGUUGUAAUUGUCUAAUUUCUUCAGUUCUACUCCAAAAAAAGACAAAAAUAAUAGCAAAGAUUUGAGGAGGUGCUGUGUUUCUUCACACUGCUGUGGAUUAGAAUGCCUUGAACAACUUACUAAACAAUAUUUGUGUAAUUGCUAUGAUUUCUACAUAUAUCCUUGUAUCAUUUCCCCCUUUUUAACAAAUGCAAAAUUAUUUUGGGUUAAACAUUAUUAUGUUCAUACUAUUUGUAUUUAGUCGUGUAUGUUUUUAUUUUUUAAAUUUUUUUUUAAUGUUAUUCAUUCAUCUGCACCUAUGUGCAUGUGUAUGUUGCAGUGUGUAUUUUUAUUUUUAUGUGUAUAUUUAAAUAUAUACUCCCAGUGGAUGGUCAAGACAA